AUGAUUAACUCAUCUUUCAAUACAACUAAUACUGCAGUCACUGCAGUGCCGGAGGAAAUUUAUUUAUUUUUAGGUUUAUAUUUAUCUUUUGUGUGUUUUAUCGGUGUUACCGCAAACGGACUUUCGCUUGUCGUCUUUUUUCGAUUUAGUCAUCUUCGAACUCCAACGAAUACAUUCAUUAUUGCAUUACUAAUUAACGAUAUAAUUAUGUGCUUAGUUGGUAUACCUUUAUCAGCAAUAGCGAAUUUUCAAGGAUAUUUCCUAUGGGGUUUCUCUGUUUGUGUAUUUCAAGGCUUCAUAAUGUAUUUCGGUAGUAUCAGCAGCAUGUAUAUUCUUACUGCAAUUUCUUUGAACAGAUAUAUAGUCAUUGUCAUCAAAAGACCUUUGUCACGGAAAAAAGUAAAAUAUAUGCAAAGUAAUAUAGCAUUAGUAUUCUGUUAUAUUUUUGGCUUGUUUUGGAGUGGUAUUCCGUUCUCGGGAUGGACAAGAUACGAAUACGAAGCAAUAGGAACCACGUGUUCAGUUGCAUUUAACACUACUUAA
Mytilus californianus (California mussel) is the source of this 543-nucleotide messenger RNA. Its product is annotated as rhodopsin, G0-coupled-like. The record is from RefSeq and is a predicted model, not a curated record. Bases 1 to 543 code for a protein of 180 amino acids. Lineage: Eukaryota; Metazoa; Mollusca; Bivalvia; Mytilida; Mytilidae. Gene Ontology annotation, cellular component: photoreceptor outer segment; membrane. Gene Ontology annotation, molecular function: G protein-coupled receptor activity. Gene Ontology annotation, biological process: G protein-coupled receptor signaling pathway. The transcript is spliced from 2 exons.